AUGGCAGCUCGCAAGCUUCAGCAGGAGAUCGACAAAUGCUUCAAGAAGGUCGCAGAAGGCGUCGCGACCUUCGAGAGUAUAUACGACAAGAUUAUCCAGACAUCAAAUCCGUCGCAGAAGGAGAAACUCGAAGACCAGCUGAAGAAGGAGAUCAAGAAGCUCCAGCGGUCGCGCGACCAGAUCAAGACAUGGGCUGCCAUGAGCGAGAUCAAGGACAAAAAGCCGCUUCUGGACCACAGGAAGCUGAUUGAGACACAAAUGGAGAAGUUUAAGGCCGUCGAAAAGGAGAUGAAGACAAAGGCAUAUUCGAAAGAAGGCCUGUCCCUGGCAUCGAAGAUCGACCCGAAAGACCGAGAACGAAUGGAGAUGGUUGAGUUUCUGCAGCACAUGAACGAAGAGCUGGAGCUACAGGUGGAGAAGAUUGAGGCUGACGUGGAGAUUAUGCACGCAGGCAUGAAGAAGGGCAAAAAGUCUGACAACGCAAAAGCCGAGCGAAUAGCAGAACUUGAAGAGGCAGCAGAACGGCACAAGUGGCAUCAGGGCAAGCUGGACUUGCUGCAGCGAGCGCUGGAAAACAGCAAUGUCGACACAGAGCAGGUCAAGGAGAUCGAGGACAGCAUCAAGUAUUACGUCGAUGAAAAUCAGAAUCCUGAUUUCAUGGAAGACGACACAAUAUACGACGAAUUCAACCUCGACGAAGAAGAAGCUAUCUACGGUAUGGGCAACGAGGCAGAUCGCGUCUCGUCGCAAGACGCACAAUCAGUAGCAGACGAGCCUGAUUCCGAAACUCGACCGGUCGUCACAAAGGCCAAAUCUAGCGAAGCAGCAGGCGCGCGGCGGCCCUCGAUACAGCUCAAAUCGCCAUUACCGGUACUGGCAACGUUACAUACGCCCUUACCUGGUACAUCGAAUACAGCAGCGAGCUCGAUGAAGCCAGCACCCAUACCAACGCGAACGCCGGGUGAACCGCUCAAGUAUGCUUCUGCAGCAGCGGCAGCGGCAGCAAGUGACAAGAACGGCGUGGGGAUAGCCCCGCUACCACCGCCACCCGGGUUGGCUUCGAACUUACUCACAGGGCGUUCCAGUGCGGCAGCCUCGCCAGCGAUCACAAACGCGCAACCAGCGUCUCGUGCGCAGCCACCUGCCGAAGCACCAGCGCAGCAACAGCCCUCGAAGUCUCCGGCAGCCCCACCAAGUGUACCCGCCACGCCAGCGCUGGAAAAGCAAACAUCACACACUGUAUCAACAGAAGAUAGCAAGGUUGCAAGCAGCAAGAAGACACCUGCACCGGAGUCCGCAGAAGAGGAAGAAGAAUUGCAAACACCAACGCCACCUCUCACGAACGGUGAAUCGCAUGCCGACGAUGAAGAAGAAGAGUCGGUCUACCAUCUACCAUCGAGCUUACAAGAUCUGCUCGACUCGUUUGAGGCUACGAAGAAUAACAUCAAUGCUUCCGCAACGAAACCUCCUGAUGAGCGAAUGUUGGCAGCAUCGAUGGGGACUGCGCCUGACUCUGCUGAUACAGAGGCCCCGCGCCACUAUCGCCCACAGAAUCCUUACCCCUUCACACCUUCGCAUUACCCCCAGGAGCCGCUCGCGAUAUUCGAUGAUCCUCGCCUUUACUCCCGCAUCGAGACAGACGCACUUUUUUACGCCUUCUACUACCGACAAAACACGUAUCAGCAGUACCUGGCAGCAAAAGCACUGAAGUCACAGAGCUGGAGAUUUCACAAACAGUAUCAAACAUGGUUCCAGCGUCACGAGGAGCCAAAAGCAAUCACAGAGGACUACGAACAGGGAACAUACAGGUUCUUCGACUACGAGAGCACGUGGUUAGUAAAGACUGGUACGAAGAGGAUCGAUUCUUUCGAGUCACCACGGCCAAAGCCAUGA
Messenger RNA from Boeremia exigua, 1893 nucleotides. RefSeq names its product CCR4-NOT transcription complex. NCBI's taxonomy places the organism in Eukaryota, Fungi, Ascomycota, Dothideomycetes, Pleosporales, Didymellaceae. The record is from RefSeq and is a predicted model, not a curated record. Gene Ontology annotation, biological process: regulation of DNA-templated transcription; nuclear-transcribed mRNA poly(A) tail shortening. The transcript is spliced from 2 exons. Gene Ontology annotation, cellular component: P-body; nucleus; CCR4-NOT core complex. Bases 1 to 1893 code for a protein of 630 amino acids.